Drosophila ficusphila is the source of this 1488-nucleotide messenger RNA. Its product is annotated as kelch-like protein 17. The coding region runs from base 298 to 1158 and encodes 286 amino acids. The record is from RefSeq and is a predicted model, not a curated record. The transcript has 2 exons. NCBI's taxonomy places the organism in Eukaryota, Metazoa, Arthropoda, Insecta, Diptera, Drosophilidae.
UAAGCCCCCAUAACAACUUAACCAACUAUCAAAAUUCAAGGUUCCCAAAAUGGAAAUGAAAAACACAGAUAAUGCAGCGCACAAAGAUGAAUUACCCAUGGAACCUCAAUUAGCAGAGGUCAGUUUAAGGGAUUAUCGGAACAGCAAUCAGUUGAAAUCGCUGGGUAAGGACUUUUCGUUGCCCAGGAAAAAAGGAAUGUCGUGGACACGCUCAAGGACUUCUGGGCGAAAAAAGAGCAUUAUGAUUUCAUAGUGCGGAUUGGAAAACACGAUUUUCCCUGCUAUCGUCUGGUAUUGAUGGUCGAGCUAGGAAUCGUCAGAAAGAGAAAGGACAAAUUGGAGCUACGAUUACCAGAGGAUAAGAUCUCACCGGAGACCUUUGAUCGAAUUUAUCGCUGGAUGAAUGACGAACAACCGUUGGUGAAGCGCACAGGAAUCGUGAGUCUCCUGAAAGCUGCUAAUUAUCUGCAGAUCCGCGAGUUAACCAACCAGAUCUGGGACUGCCUGAGUCACGAAAGGGAUUUCGGUGAGCACCAUGCCCUUCAGGUGGCUCUGGAUGCAUACUGCUGGAAGGAUAAGAAUCUGCAUAUCCUGAUGCUGCAGAGGAUCCAUUACUUCUUCCUCAGCUUUGUGGCCUCCGUGGAGUACCUCGCCUUGCCACUCAGCAGUUUGAGCCACGUGUUGUCCUCGAAUGAAAUAAGGGUUAAUAGUGAGGCGGAAGUUUUCUAUGCCGCCAUCCGCUGGCUCAAUCACGAGUGGCCCAGUCGCAGGAUCCACGUAGAGGAGGUGAUGCAAAUGAUUCGACUGACCAACCUGCCCAACGAACUGCUCGUCAAGAUGGAGGCGCCGGUGGGCGAUGUAAGUGUCGACCGCAUCACACGGAUGACCAAAGUGCACGAGCGCAUUAAGAAGGCCGGCUUUGACCAAAUUGUGAUGCUGUACAACGACGGGUCGCAAGUGUACGGUCAGAUUUAUGAGGUCUUCCAAGUGCGAGAGCUGCAGUCGCGGGGAUUCAUUUGCCACAACUUGGCACCUUACCACCAACCGGAUCCCAACUCAAAUGGCAAUGCUUUCAGCUACGCGGAUUUCCUUAACUAUUUGGGUGUCCUGCAGUCGCAGCCCUUGGACGCCUUGCAGGUCCUCGGAAGGCUUCCCUGAUGGCGCAAAUGGCAUCGAACCAAACCGCCUUCGUGCUCCGUCCUUCAUGACUCCCCCUUCCCCUCUGCCCGACGACCUUGAUGAUGAUGAUGAUGAUGAUGUGGCUGUGCAGCAUGACAGCGAUCGUGCUGCGUGGCAGUUACACCAAAUUUGCAUUACCUGGGCAGGUGUGUUCGCGAGGUGUUAUUGCUACUCCCACUUCUCCCACGAAAUUGAUUCCAGUCGCGUUUUCACAAGAGAGCGGUUCGAAAAGUUUAAAUACCUUGCUAACUUUUGUAUAGAUUUGUAUAUGUUGGAGUAUGUAUUAAAUGAAAUAAGUUUAAACAAUGA